AUGUCCAUCUCUAAAUAUUUCACACCAGUAGAGGACGCUUCCCUUACAUUUGACGGUGCGACUGUCAAAGUGGGUUCACCUCUACUACAAAAGAAACAAAACGUGGAUCCAGAAAACCAAAGCGUAGCUGCCGAUCCGAAGACUGCACAACAACAAGUCAAUGAUUUGACUUUUAAAGUAGACGAAGGUGAAGUUGUCUUAGUUUUAGGUAAUCCAACAUCUGACCUUUUCCAAGCGCUUUUCCAUGGUCAUAAAAAUUUGUCAUAUACACCAGAAGGUUCAGUUAGAUUCAAAGAUAACGAAUAUAAGGCAUUUUCUUCAAAAUGUCCACAUGAAAUUAUUUAUAAUAAUGAACAAGAUAUUCAUUUCCCUUUUUUAACUGUUGAACAAACUGUCGAUUUUGCAUUAAGGUGUAAAUUUAAUAUUCCCACUGAAGAACGUGUUGCGAUGAGAAAUGAAUUAUUAAAGGAAUUUGGUUUAUCUCAUGUAUUAAAGACUUUUGUUGGUAAUGAUUAUGUCCGUGGUGUCUCUGGUGGUGAACGUAAACGUAUUUCUAUUAUUGAGACUUUUAUUGCUAAUGGUUCCGUUUAUCUAUGGGAUAACUCUACAAAGGGUUUAGAUUCUUCUACUGCCUUAGAGUUUCUGGCUAUAUUAAAUAGAAUGGCAAGAGCUACUCGUUCCAUCAAUUUUGUGAAAAUCUCUCAAGCUAGUGAUAAAAUUGUCGAAAAGUUUGAUAAAAUCUUAAUGUUGACUGAUUCAUAUCAAGUCUUUUACGGUACUGUUGAUGAAUGUUUAACUUUUUUCCAUGAUACUUUGGGUAUUAAGAAAAAUCCAAAUGAUUGUAUCAUUGAAUAUCUGACUUCUAUCUUAAAUCUUCAAUUCGAAACUGAAGCUGGUAAACCUCCAGUCGCCAGUUCUGAAAUUGAUUUACAUAAUCUAUGGAUCAAAUCACCAUAUUAUCAAAAUUGGAAACAAAUUACCUCAACAGCUAUCCAAAACAUGUCGAGAGAUGGUUCCACCGUCAAUCCAGAUGAUAUCACCCCUAUUUUUAGUGUCCCAUUAAAAGUUCAAAUCAAGAGUUGUACUAUUAGAGCCUUUGAAAGAAUCAUUGGUGAUCAAAGUUACAUCAUUUCUCAAUUCAUUUCUGUCGUUAUUCAAUCCUUAGUUAUCGGUUCGCUUUUCUACGAAGUUCCAAAAACAACAAUUGGUUCCUUCUCUAGAGGUUCAUUAACUUUCUUCGCUAUUUUAUUCUUCACUUUCCUUGCCUUAGCUGAUAUGCCAUCAACUUUCCAAAGAAACAGUGUCAUUGUCAAACAUACUCAAUUACAUUUCUAUUACGGUUGGGUCGAAACAUUGGCCUCCACGAUUUAUGACUACAUGUUUAAGUUCCUUUUAGUCGUUAUCUUUUCUAUUAUUCUGUAUUUCUUAGCUCAUCUUCAAUACGAUGCAGCAAGAUUUUUCAUUUUCUUACUAUUCUUAUCGUUCUACAAUUUCUGUAUGGUGUCUCUGUUCAAUUUAACUGCUUUAUUAAGUCCAACUUUAGCGUUUGCUAAUUUAUUAGCUGGUAUCCUACUGUUAGCUAUUGCCAUGUAUGCCUCUUAUGUUAUUCAUUUAGAAGAUAUGCAUCCAUGGUUCGUCUGGAUCGCUUACUUAAAUCCUGCUAUGUUUGCCAUGGAAGCUAUCUUAAGUAAUGAAUUAUUUGAUAUGAAAUUGGAUUGUACAGAAAGUAUUAUUCCAAGAGGUCCAACUUAUAAUAAUAUAACUUUCGCUCAUAAAGCUUGUGCUUGGCAAGGUGCUACAUUAGGUAACAACUAUGUUAGAGGCCAAGAUUAUUUAAGGAGUGGGUUGAAAUAUACCUAUCAUCAUGUUUGGAGAAAUUUCGGUAUCAUUAUUGGGUUCUUAUGUUUCAACUUAUUCAGUUCCUUGUUCGUUUCAGAAUAUAUUACCCCGCUAUAUACAAGAAGGAACCUACAAAUUUGGUCUGCCUAUUUACAAAGAUUUAAUCCAUUCAGAGGUAAGGAUACAGUUGAAGAAUACGAAAUGGAUACUUACGAUAAUAUUACAGACAAACGUCCAAUCUCCGCAUCUUCCUCCUCAUCUUUGUCUUUAACUUCGAGCGUUCCAGAAGAUGGAUCCAUUAUUGGUAAACAACCUGUUACUUCUCAACAUGACAAAACUAAGGCCGUAGAAACUCAAAAACAUGUCAUUUCGUGGAGAAACAUUAACUAUACUGUCGAAGGUGAUAAGAGAUUGAUCAACGAUGUUUCUGGUUUCAUUAGUUCCGGUUUAACCGCUCUUAUGGGUGAAUCUGGUGCCGGUAAGACCACUUUAUUGAAUGUUUUAUCUCAAAGAGUAACCACUGGUGUUGUUACAGGUGAAUUGUUGAUCGAUGGUAAUCCAUUGACUAAUAUUGAUGCUUUCAGAAGAAGUAUUGGUUUCGUUCAACAACAAGAUGUUCAUUUAGAAUUAUUAACUGUGAAAGAAUCCUUGGAAAUUUCAUGUAAUUUGAGAGGUGACGGUGAUAAAGCAUAUUUAAGUACAGUUGCUAAUUUAUUAAAGUUACCUGCUAACAAGCUAGUUGCUGAUUUAUCCCCAACUGAAAGAAAGUUAUUGUCUAUUGGUGUCGAGUUAGUUACUAAGCCGUCCUUAUUAUUAUUUUUGGAUGAACCUACUUCUGGUUUAGAUGCUGAAGCUGCUCUAACCAUUGUUCAAUUUUUGAAGAAAUUAUCUCAACAAGGUCAAGCUAUUUUGUGUACAAUCCAUCAACCUAGUAAGAGUGUUAUCAGCUACUUUGAUAAUAUCUACCUAUUAAAAAGAGGUGGUGAAUGUGUUUUCUUUGGUCCAAUUAAUGAUGCUUGUGAUUAUUUUGUUACCCGUGAUGAAACAUUAUCUUUUGAUAAAGAAGCUGAAAAUCCCGCCGACUUUGUCAUUGACGUCGUUGGUGGUAUUCAAAAGAAUGAAGAUGGUACUGUACAACCUAGAUCGUCAUUACCUUGGAAUAGACUAUGGGCAGAAUCUCGCGAAAGAAUCGAAGUCGAUAAGAAUGUUUUAACUUUAGAAGAACAAGCUCGUAAAGAAGGUAUCGAUUUUGCUCAGUUUGCUUGGAGUCAACCAUCUUAUAUGAACCAGUUAAGGGUUAUUAUGCACAGACAAUAUUUGUGUACAAAGAGAGAUGUCGGAUACGUUUCAUCCAAAUUCAUCUUAAACGCUGGUGCCGGUCUUUUCAUUGGGUUCUCUUUCUGGAGAACUAAACGUAAUAUCUCUGGUCUUCAAAACGCUAUUUUCUUAUCUUUCAUGAAUUUAUGUCUUUCUUCUCCUUUGAUUAAUCAAGUUCAAGAUAAAGCUUUGCAAUCUAAAGACGUCUACCUUGCUAGAGAAGCAAGUUCCAACACAUACCAUUGGUCCAUUUUACUUCUAUCUCAAACGUUAAUUGAGUUGCCAUUGGCUGUUGGUAGUUCUACUUUGUUCUUCCUAUGUUGUUACUUCUGUUGUGGGUUCGAUAAUUCUCCUCAUAUUGCUGGUGUCUUCUAUUUCAACUAUAUUUUAUUUAGUGCUUACUACUUAACAUUCGGUUUAUGGUUAUUAUACAGUUCUCCAGAUUUGCAAACUGCUGCUGUUUUCGUCGCAUUCUUCUAUAGUUUCACUGCUUCUUUCUGUGGUGUUAUGCAGCCUUAUAGUUUAUUUGUUGGUUUCUGGAAAUUUAUGUACAGAGUUUCACCUUACACCUACUUUAUUGACACUUUUACCAGUUUAUUGCUUCAUGAUAGACCAGUUAAUUGUGGUGUCAGUGAAAUGGUUCCAGGGCAACCUUUAAUGGGUCAAAACUGUGGUGAGUUUAUGAAAGAUUACAUUGAUGAAUAUGGUGGAUAUUUACAUAAUCCAGCUACGUUUACUGUUUGUGGUUAUUGUACUUAUACUGUUGGUGAUGAUUUCUUAGCCGUUGAAAAUAUGAGUUACCAUAACAGAUGGAGAAAUUUCGGUAUUGAAUGUGCAUUUGUUGUUUUCAAUUUUGUUUGUAUGUUCAUUGGUUUCUAUUUAACUUAUGUUAAGAAGAUCUGGCCAAUAGUCUUUGCUUAUUGUAUGAAAUGUAUUCCAGGCAGAUCUUUAUUCAGAUCUAAUCCAAAGAGCGAAGAAUCAUCAACUACCGUUAUCUUAGAAAAAGAAGAUGAUAAGAAAUGA
Molecule: messenger RNA, 4179 nt
Organism: Naumovozyma dairenensis CBS 421
Lineage: Eukaryota; Fungi; Ascomycota; Saccharomycetes; Saccharomycetales; Saccharomycetaceae
Gene: PDR11
Product: ATP-binding cassette multidrug transporter PDR11
Exons: 1
Coding region: 1-4179 (1392 amino acids)
Biological process (GO): transmembrane transport
Cellular component (GO): membrane
Molecular function (GO): ATP binding; ATP hydrolysis activity; ABC-type transporter activity
Source: RefSeq, a predicted model, not a curated record